GGUCUGGCUCUCCGGUUGCAUAUUGUUGGACACGGAACUCCGGAUGAACGUAGACACUGGCAGCGAGAGCCGGUUUAACUUUACUUAGACAAGACAACACGAGACUGUGCUUGUUCUCUCGCAGAGCAGGUUCAAUGGGCGUUCUAAUCAUCCAUAGCGGAUAGGUGAAGGUGGCACAACAGGACCAUGGAGCCCAAUGUCAUCCGUCUGUACUCUUCCUCUCCGCCUCCACUGGAUGCGGCCGGAGAGGAAGAAGAGGAGGAUGAGUUUGGUGAGUUCGGGGGUUUCGAUGGUGGAGGGGUGUCAACCAGUUUCAGCUUCUCAGAGCUCGACACGCCCACAACAUUCAACCAGUCAAACGCACUGGAGGACUCCCCACCUGACCUGUACAUCAAAUCUGUGCAGAAUGUCACUGUUUCGGGGAGUGGAUGGGAUAAUGAUAAAAAAAUGGAAGAAGAAUCUAUCCACAAUGUUGAGAAAACAGAGAAGGAAUCGUGUGACAUUCUCACAGAUGGCAUGACAUCCUCCGACCUACAGAUGGAGAUCUCCGUCGAAUAUGGUCAGAAAUCUCCCUCAAUAAUUCCCGAUGUCCAAAACAGCUGUAUGGGUGAUAGACACAGCCUCAGUAACGGCUACAGUGAGUCAUGUGCAAAUUCAGAGAUGCACAGUGCUCUUUCCACCUGCUUACAAAGCACAGACACUGAGGAACACUCUGGACUAGACGUAAACAUAGCUGAUGUGUUUGACAGAAAGCAGUUAAUUAACCAAACGGACAACCUGCCAGACUCAAACAGUCAGUCAUUGCAUGAAGAAGAAUCAGAACCUGGAGAGACGGAAACGAGACUGGAGUUAUCUGGUGACUCCCAGUCAUUUACUUCCAGUAGACACGCAAAGGAGGCUGAAGGUGAGCAGGAUCAAAUAGAGAACUUUAUUGUUUGUGGUGACGCAGGCUGCCUAGACAGGUCGGCGGACUCUGUUGACAUAGCCGAAACAGAGAAGGACCCCUCAAUGGAUGUGGAUCUAAUCUCUGACACACAGCUGAGCAGAGACACAAGGGAAAUUAAUGGAUCAUCUGUAAAGGCAGCGGUGGAAGUAAAUGAGGAGAUUGAGACGAACAUAGACCCCACAGCUGAUGAGGAUUUUGGAAAUUUCAGAGAUGCAACUCAGGGUUUUGCAGACUUCAGCCGAACUGAAUCUAUAACCCAGGACGGAUUUCCUGAAUUUGUCACAGCGAUGUCCAGGUGCUCCACGGAUGAUGAGUUUGAUGACAUGGACAGCCUGAAGGACUUCAAGGAUGACCUUGAGCUGGCUGAGGAAACAACGGACAAUGAAGUAGCUUUUUGUUCUGAGUUGCCUCCUAGUGACAGUUUUGCCGACUUCAGUUCAGCUCCGUUUGGAGGUGUGGCGGUGGGAGAAGAGGACAACUGGGCUGCGUUUGGACCACCUGAAGUCACUGAAGAGGGUCAGGGUUCAUGGGCCACAUUUGGGAAUGAACAGAGUACUUACCUGGGUAAAGAAGAACAAGAUGUUGAGACUUCAGCAGCACCCUCUAGUGACAACCUCCAGAGUAGCACUGCUGAUUUCAGCUGCAAAACACAGCAUCUCUUCAGAACCGCCUUCCCUUCAGACAUCCCUCCUGAGGUCAAUGGGGUCACUGAGGUUUUGCCCCUCCACAAAUUCCUACAGGCUCAGGAUCCUCAGGAGCAAAGGGAUCCAAGCAGCUCUUUUGCACAGGAGAAUGCAUUGGCCAUGUGGCGCCACCUUCAGGACAUCCACGGCACUCAUGGCCUUAACACACAGACAUGCGGUGUUGAUCCAGAGAUAUAUGAACUGACUACAGCUAAAAUGGAAAACAACGCCACUGGGCGCUACAUUGCAGAUGCAUUUACAAAACUCAUGGAGUCUAUGGAGAGAACCAGAACAACAGCCAGGAAGCCAGAAAAAGAUGAAAAGAUAAGCAAAGAAGCAGCAAAGGUGAUCUCUCUUCUCCCUGACCUAUCCUUCAUGCAGGCCAGGGUCCUAAUGUUCCCCUCCAUCCUAACUCCAGCAACCAAUCACAUAUAA
Carassius carassius (crucian carp) is the source of this 2064-nucleotide messenger RNA. RefSeq names its product aftiphilin b (gene aftphb). Bases 187 to 2064 code for a protein of 625 amino acids. Gene Ontology annotation, molecular function: clathrin binding. The transcript is spliced from 6 exons. The record is from RefSeq and is a predicted model, not a curated record. Gene Ontology annotation, biological process: intracellular transport. Gene Ontology annotation, cellular component: trans-Golgi network membrane; AP-1 adaptor complex. Lineage: Eukaryota; Metazoa; Chordata; Actinopteri; Cypriniformes; Cyprinidae.